CCACUGGGGGAGAAAGCGAGAGAAAGAUAGAGAGGGAGAAAGAGAGACAGUGAGAGAGACAGAGAACGCAAAAGCGAGUUACACAUAGGCCUAUGUGACAACCACGGUAAAGGUUUGUUGGUUCGAGUGAAUAACUAAAAAAAAUGAAAACCGAGUGGCCUGGUUUGCAGUACUUUCUACUCAUAGGUCUAAACACUUGUUCAGUUUUGACAGCACAGUUUGGUGUGACUAGAGAUGGUACAAACGAAAUCAGACCGGUUGUGUUAUCGAUUGCUUACCUCUGGCGUAACUGCUCCUAUCUCCUCUUCACUGACGGCGAGACCUCAGGCUAUGAAGCCCUGGCCAAGGACAUGGCCCAAUCCCUGGAGUUACGAGGGGCAGCCCUAUUCGACAACUCUGCCGAAGGAACCAGCGACAAUUUCACCGUCAGCGACAGAAUCACAAGUGUCGCCAGAGAGGUACGACUCCACUUCCUCUGCGUCGUAGUCGUCGUCGUGAGCGACCGCCUGAUUUUCCUGGAGUCCUUCGCCGAGUCGUCCUUGAGAGGACGCCUCCUGUCGGGGACUUCCACUCUGAUCGCCGUGGGACGUCUGCGCCCUCAGGACGUGGAGGCCCUAUCGGCUCACUGGACCUUUUCCAUGUACAAUGCGCUCGUCUUCGCUCCAGAAUCCCCCGACGGGACCUCCUCCAACGGGAAAUCCUCCAGCGGGAGCUCCAAGAGAUGGAACAUGUAUUACCACAUGCCUUUCACAGCCUCCGGCGGGCGGUGGAUCAAAUUAGGAUACUGGCUCCGUUCCCGGGGACUCAUCUUGCAAGAGGACCGGCCCCUGCUCCCACAAAAAUUCUCAAACCUGUACGGCGCCACCGUCAAUAUCAGCGCUCUUCCAUACAAGCCUUACUGGAUGGAAGAGACGAACUCCAAAGGCGACAUAAUCUACUCAGGCUCUGACAAACUGAUGCUGGAUGCCAUGGAAUCCACUCUCAACUUCACCAUGAGGGCUCUGAAGGUCUCAACUUGGGAUGAGGUAGUCCAGAGGGUGUUGGAGCGCAAAGCGUGGACUGCACCCAUAAUCCAUGCUGUGUACCCAGCACGACUGAAGCGAUUCGAUUUCACGAGGACGUACGAACACGACAUCAACCAAGCUUUCGUCAUGGCAAAGCCUGUUCUUAAGCCCCAGUGGCAGAGUCUGUACUAUCCACUGACCAAUGAAGUGUGGCUUUGCAUCUUUGGAACGCUCCUGAUAUCCUGCGUGGGACUGAUUGGGGUUAUCAGAGGAUCAGAGCAAAUGCAACAGCACAAGAAAAUUGCCUCAGGAGGUGUCCUUCUUGAAGUACUGGGAACACUUUUGGGCCAGGGGGGCCUCAGUGAUCGUUUACCUGCGAAUUUUUCGACGAGAUUGUUAGUACUUAUCUGGCUGUUCUUCGCUUUCAUUGUGGGAACACUCUACAAGGGGAACUUGGUGGCUUUUCUUGUGGCACCCAGAUACCCUCCAAGGCCAGAGACAUUGGAAGAACUGGUGAAAGUUGUUAAAAGGGUAACAAUGCCUUCCUUUGGAGACACACUGCGAGAACUCCUGAGGAACUCCGAAACAGAUUCCCUGAGAUCCCUUGGCAACAUGAUGGUGUUAGGGUAUGACGUUGAUGAAGGCUUGAGACUGACUCUCCAGAACAAAUACCCACAUCUCGGUUCGCUGCGUUUUCUCCAGUACCAAGUGGCAGAGCAUUACACAGAGGCCGACGGCACGUCUCCCCUUUAUCUGGGCAGGGAAGGGGUCAUGCCAAUUCUCAAUGCGUGGCCUAUACCCCACGACGCCCCUUUCAAAGAGGAUCUGGAUUUCGUCAUCCUAGGAUUGAUAGAGGGAGGCAUCUACAACAAGUGGAUGGAAGACUGGCUAAACGAAGCCAAGAAAGUAGGCCGACAGAGCCGCAGGAGGCAGUUGGAAGCAGGCGUUCCCCUGGAGAGCUGGACGGGAGAUUUCCCCACAGAGGCCUCCAUCGACAGCGAGCCGAGGGCUCUCACUAUCGUCCACUUCCAGGGGCCUCUGAUGCUCCUGGGCUUCGGUAUGGUCUUCGCGGGUGUGGCCUUCAUAGUGGAGAGCUUCGUCGAGUGGUAUUCUUCCGCCAAGGCCGGGGAAAUUAGACUCAGGUUGAAGGAACAGGCUAUAGAGAAGUUAUUUUAGGCUACGUGAUAUUUAAAUGGAAGCCAUUCUUAUUUUUUUUCUUUAAAUUUCGAAAUUUACGCAUUUAUUUAAGAUGUAUUUGUGAUUGGUCUAUUGCUAUAAAAAACAGCUGUGUGAUGA
Macrobrachium nipponense is the source of this 2300-nucleotide messenger RNA. RefSeq names its product ionotropic receptor 21a-like. The transcript is spliced from 12 exons. Gene Ontology annotation, molecular function: ligand-gated monoatomic ion channel activity. Bases 144 to 2180 code for a protein of 678 amino acids. Gene Ontology annotation, cellular component: membrane. NCBI's taxonomy places the organism in Eukaryota, Metazoa, Arthropoda, Malacostraca, Decapoda, Palaemonidae. The record is from RefSeq and is a predicted model, not a curated record.